AUGAGCAGCAAAGUCUCCCAUGACACCCUGUACAAAGCGGUGCAGGAAGUCCCCAUGGGAACCUUCCGCAAGUGCCGGAAGUUUUUGGAGACGGUGGAACUGCAGAUCAGCCUGAAGAUCUAUGACCCUCAGAAGGACAAACGCUUCUCAGGCACCAUCAGGCUUAAGUCCACUCCCUGCCCCAAGUUCUCCAUAUGUGUUUUGGGGGAUCAGCAGCACUGUGAUGAGGCCAAGGCAGUGGAUAUUCCCCACGUGGACACUGAGGCAAUGAAGAAACUCAACAAGAAUAAGAAAUUAGUCAAGAAGCUGGCCAAGACUUAUGAUGCCUUUUUGGUUUCAGAAUCUCUGAUCAAGGAGAUCCCACAAGUCCUGGGCCCAGGCAUGAAUAAGGCUGGCAAGUUCCCUUUCUUGCUGACACGCAAUGAGAACAUGGUGGCCAAAGUGGAUGAAGUGAAGUCCACCUUCAAAUUACAGAUGAAGAAGGUGCUGUGUCUGGCAGUGACUGUUGGCCACGUGAAGAUGACUGAUGACGAGCUUGUGUAA
Molecule: messenger RNA, 543 nt
Organism: Neomonachus schauinslandi (Hawaiian monk seal)
Lineage: Eukaryota; Metazoa; Chordata; Mammalia; Carnivora; Phocidae
Product: 60S ribosomal protein L10a-like
Exons: 1
Coding region: 1-543 (180 amino acids)
Biological process (GO): translation
Cellular component (GO): large ribosomal subunit
Molecular function (GO): structural constituent of ribosome; RNA binding
Source: RefSeq, a predicted model, not a curated record